AUGAAAUUAGUAAUAACAGCAUUUAAAGUGCUGGUAGUAGCUGAAUUACUUGCAUUUUUAGGUUUUAGAACUAAAUAUGGACUUGUAAGUGCAGAGAAGAAAGUUAGUGUGAGCGAGAUAGUGUUUGAGAGCCCUAUUGAGAGUUUGGAGUGGGCUGGCACAGACCAUAAUGUAGUUAUUGCAAAGACACAAAAAGGUCAUGUCUACAGAUCAACUAAUAGAGGUAAGAACUGGAGAGAUAUCACAGAUGUGUUGGCAAGAAUGGGAUCGAAUUCGUCUUCUUCGAGUUACUCUCACCUAAAUGGUUUUUCUAUCAAGUCAAUUACAAUCAGUCCUGUCGAUAAGAAUAUUAUUUUAAUAGUUGGUUCAAAGCACAGCCACUUUAUAUCCUCGAAUGCAGGUGAGACUUUCAGAAGAAUAUCUCAUUCGGGUACUAUACACACAUGGAUAUUUCAUCCAAACAAGCCCAAGCUCGCCUUAUUUUCUUCUUGGACUGAAGGAUGUAACAAGUCUUUUCUUCAAACCUUAAAGAAAAGUAAUUCAGCUGGAAAUAAGUGCAUACAUCAGCUAUUUUUUACGAAGGAUUUGGGGGCUACGUACCAGAAAGUUGUUGACUAUGUGGUUCAAUUCCAUUGGGAUGGUAAUAAUAAGGCAAACCAAAAUAGAAUUUUUUUCACACACCACAGAAAAAAACAGGGAGAUCAACCCAGAUUUGGUGGUUGGAUGAAGACCAUAGACUUUUCUUUUACUGAUGACUUUGGAAGUCAUAUUGAGACUCCAGUUAGAGGAGGAAAUAAGUUUUUAGCUUCGAAUGGCUAUAUCUUUGUUGCAAAAAUACUUGAUUAUGAAAGACAAACAGUAUCUCUACUUGUAUCUACCAAUGAUGCAAAUUCUUUCACUCAGGUUCAGUUACCACAUACAUUGACUGAAAAGAGUUAUACAAUUUUGGAUACUUCAGAAAAAACCGUUAUGCUUCAUGUUAAUCACGGAGAAGACUCUUUAAAGGGUACUGGUAAUAUUUAUAUUAGCAACUAUUCUGGUACAAGAUUUGCUCUCUCUCUUAUGAAUAACGUUCGAACUUUAACUGGAGAAUGUGAAUUUGAUAAAGUUAUGUCUUUGGAAGGAGUAUAUAUCGCUAAUGUUAAGAAUGAUGAACUUGAUAAUGACUUUGGGCACAUUUCUGCUACUUUACACGAAUUUACAGAGUCAGAAACAGAAGAUGAGGAUGUAGAAACUUCAAAAACAGAACACAAAACUAAAAUGGGGAAAAUAGAGCAACCUAUCAGGACCGUAAUAACUUUUGACAAAGGUGGUGAAUGGAACUAUUUAAAGGCCCCAACAGUUGAUAGUAGAGGUAAUAGGAUAGAUUGCGACGAAAGUGAUGGGUGCUACUUACAUCUUCAUGGAGUUAGUAAUUACCAAAGUUUGGCUCCUUUCUAUUCUGUUGAAAAUGCAGUUGGCAUAAUUCUCGGAACUGGUAAUGUAGGCAGCUAUUUGUCAUUUGAUCAUGAUGAUGUUAAUACCUACAUGUCCAGAGAUGGAGGACUUACCUGGCAGGAAGUACACAAGGGAGCUUUCAUUUAUGAGCUCGGAGAUUUUGGAGGUCUUAUUGUGAUGGCAAAUGAUCUUAAGCAUACGAACCAGGUCAUUUUCAGCUGGAAUGAAGGCAUGUCCUGGUAUGAUUUUGAGCUAGGUAGCAAACCUUUGCAAGUUGAUAACAUCUUAAUUGAACCAAAUAGUUCUUCUAUGGAAUUCUUACUAUAUGGAUCCAGAGGGAAAUCUGGAAUCCUAUACCACUUAGACUUUAACACUCUUGGACAGGUACAGUGCGUGGGAGCUGCCACCCCGGAUAGACCUGAUUCUGACUAUGAAACUUGGAGUCCACAUGACGGCAAAAAUUCAGAAAAGUGUAUGUUGGGCAAACAACUUCUUUACACAAGAAAGAAACAAACAGCAGAGUGUUAUAAUGGCCAAGACUUUAGAAGACCUAUUGAAAAAAAGAUUUGUACUUGUACUGAAGAGGAUUUUACAUGUGAAUUUGGGUUUUCCAGACAAAUUGGAAGUUUUGAAUGUAGGCCUGAAAGUCUUGAUAUUGUCUUUGACGAUGUCAAAACUGGCCAAUGCACAUCAUCGGGUAUAUUCUAUGUAACUGCCUACAGGAAACUACCUGGUGAUGCUUGCUCUGGCGGUUGGGUACCUCCACCUGUAGCAAUUCCAUGCCCUGGCCAUGCACCAACAAGUUCUCAUGCUAGAAUUGUUCUAGUCAUUGCAUUGUUCAUUAUCAUUUUCAUGCUUAAACAAGGAAUGUUUGGUGACUGGACCCGAUUUGGUGAAUUGGGAUACGAUGCCUAUAAGAAUGUUCAGUAUAAAGUAUUAGGAGUAGCAAAAAGAAGGAGCUCUUCUCUACAGGGAAUUUUGAGUGCAAUUUCCUCAUAUAUUAACGGAGACUCCUCCAAAGUAGUCUUUGGAUCAUCAAACGUACCAGGAUCCUCUCCUGGGAUGAUGAAAAACAACUAUACAACUUUAAAUAAUUUUAACUCAAAUAUGUUUAUGGAAGAUGAUGAGGAUGAGGAUGAUCAUGCUCUUGAUAAUAUGACCAAAAUAUCUGGAAAUAUUAAUCAUAACAUUAAUAAUAAUAAUAAUAAUUAUAACAGCAGAGUUGGUUCUGGGUCUAACCUCUCACAAAGACAGAGAUCAAUUAGCAACAAUUAUACAUCUGCAAUCCAGAAUAAUUCAGCUAUGGAUCCAAUCUUUGAUGAUCUUGAUGUUUUUGAAGAAGAUUUAGAUUCACAUGCAAUUUUUAAUCAAAAUAACGGGUUGAGCAACUUGGAUCCCAAAAAUGAUAUUAUAUCAUCUAAUGCUCCAAUAAAUUUUGACAGCUUCAAUCCAACAGAAUUGGAGGUCAACUUAUCUUCAAUGUCAAAUACAUCUUUCCCGAAGAUCACUCCUCCCCCAACAAGCAAUAGCAAAUCAAAUAUUGGGAACAACUUCACUCAAGAAGACUCUAAUGGGAUUGAACUUUUAUAG
This is a messenger RNA of Cryptosporidium ubiquitum, 3027 nucleotides long. Its product is annotated as sortilin. Gene Ontology annotation, cellular component: membrane; Golgi apparatus. The transcript has a single exon. Gene Ontology annotation, biological process: post-Golgi vesicle-mediated transport. Bases 1 to 3027 code for a protein of 1008 amino acids. Gene Ontology annotation, molecular function: protein binding. Lineage: Eukaryota; Apicomplexa; Conoidasida; Eucoccidiorida; Cryptosporidiidae. The record is from RefSeq and is a predicted model, not a curated record.